Messenger RNA from Branchiostoma floridae (Florida lancelet), 1515 nucleotides. RefSeq lists its product as uncharacterized. The transcript is spliced from 8 exons. Bases 52 to 1515 code for a protein of 487 amino acids. NCBI's taxonomy places the organism in Eukaryota, Metazoa, Chordata, Leptocardii, Amphioxiformes, Branchiostomatidae. The record is from RefSeq and is a predicted model, not a curated record.
UAUUCAAUGUCUUGAUUUUAAGGUCUAUGUAAUGGUGUGGUGCCAUUGGGUAUGGAGAACGGGAUGAUUCCGGACGAAAACAUUACAGCCUCCUCCACACACGGCGACUGCUCGACAGGGUCAGCUCGCCUGUAUACCGUUCUUGAUGAACAGACAUCCGGCUGGUGUCCCCUAACUACCGACGCUGAUCAGUGGCUUCAGAUUAACCUUGGAUCAGAGGUCAAAGUAGCAGGUGUCGCCACGCAGGGCCAAGGUGGGGGUCUCAGUGACGCGUGGGUGACGUCAUACAAGCUGCUGUACAGCCUGGAUGGUGACACAUGGAACGUCAUCUUGGACGACCAAGGCCGGCAAAAGGUGUUCUCCGGGAACAUCGAUACACAGUCGGCGGUGACUAACAUGCUGGACAGGUCUGUCAUUGCAAGCUAUGUACGUUUCCAGCCCCAAACCUGGUACCAGUCAAUAGUCAUGAGGGUAGAAGUGCUUGGAUCGUACUUCAAAACAGUUAACAGCAGCUGGACUGAGUGGGGGCCAUGGACAGAGUGUAGCGUGACGUGUGACAAUGGACAACGCACACGUGAACGCACCUGUAUGCCCCCGGUCCCGAUGUGCGGUGGGACCAACAAAUGUGUUGGGUCCUCAACAGAGACAGAGGAGUGCACACAUGGAGUCAGAUGCACAGCCAUUGGUGGUCUCUGGCACUUGAACGGGGAUUGUGGCCUGUUGGACAUUACGGGAAACGGAAAUGACGGCACAGCACAGGGUACGCAGCUGGCAGAGGGUCCAGAAGGGGAGACUGAAGGGUCUUACCUGUUCCUGGGAACUUCAUCUUCGUAUGUGGACAUUCCCAAUAACGGAGCUUUGGACACCCGAUACUCCAUCACCAUAUUGGCCCAGAUCUUCCCUACCUCUACACUUGGACCUGUCUUUGUUUAUGCAGCAGAUGCGGAACCUGUGGUGCGCCUGACAUUGGCCCAGUAUGAUUCUAUGCACUUUAUUUUCAGUUUAGCAGAUAGGACUGGGACAGUAACAACACAUGUCACUGCACCCAAUGUGACAUUAAACAGUUGGAACAACGUGGCUGCAAGCUACAACUACAGCAGCGGAGAGAUGUUCGUCUGGCACGAGGGUGUUAAAGUGAAGAGCCAAUGGCUUGGACCUAGGGAAAGUCGCACCCAACUUCCAAUAAGACUUGGUGCUGUGGACGGUUAUGGGGAUUUCCUAUUUUCUGGAAGAAUCUCUUGUCUACAGGUCUACGGCUAUGCCAUGAGCCCAGAAGAGAUUUCUGUUGCACAGGGUAAAUGUGCAGCCAUACGCUGUCCAAAACUGUCGGCUCCACGCAACGGGAUAAUGACUGGUUGUAACUCGUUCAACCACACUGUACAGUUUGUAUGCGAUGAAGGGUUUAUCUUGGGGGGUGCCUCCAAUGCCACGUGUCAAGAGGAUGGGUCCUGGAGUGACAACGUACCCAUAUGCAUAGGGGGUUUUGGGGAUUUGGGUGGGGGGAUGGGUGGCUGA